This is a messenger RNA of Larimichthys crocea (large yellow croaker), 1678 nucleotides long. It is a transcript of the gene cldn34a, whose product is annotated as claudin 34a. The record is from RefSeq and is a predicted model, not a curated record. The transcript has a single exon. Gene Ontology annotation, molecular function: structural molecule activity. NCBI's taxonomy places the organism in Eukaryota, Metazoa, Chordata, Actinopteri, Sciaenidae. Gene Ontology annotation, cellular component: bicellular tight junction; membrane. The coding region runs from base 342 to 1082 and encodes 246 amino acids.
AAGUGAGAAAAUAUAUUUCUUUGAUCAUUUUGGUGAACUGGCCUUUUAAAGGUUUCACCUGAGGUGUAUCACAUAGCACAUCGUAGACAUGUUAAAGUAUGAAGCUGUCUACCUAUCGUAUGCCAAGUUUCUCAUGAUUUACAAUGUUUACAAGUACAGAAUUAAAUACCAGAAUAUUAAAGUGGCUAUGCCAAGAAAAACCUCUGAGUUUAAGCUGUUUUAACAGUGUUUUUUAUGUGUGUUUUCAGCAGGUGUGAUGGAGAUCAGCCUCGCUGUGUGAACUCAACAAUGCGUGAGUCAGCGAUCAGUCUCUUUGAGCGUUAGCAGUCACACCGGGCAGGAUGAAGUACAUCGCUCACACAGCUCACUUGCAGUUCUUCGGCCUGAUCGCCGGGAUCCUGGCGUGGAUCCUCAUCAUGGCCACAGCCGGCCUGAACGAGUGGAGGUUGUGGCACGUUGCGAAUGAGUCUGUCAUCACCUCAGGGGUGGCCUGGGUUGGUAUCUGGAGGGCGUGUUUCUACAGCCAUGUCCUUCCCAAAUUAGAGAACUGUCAGAGCAUCAGCAUCUCGGACACGUUUGUUCCUAUUGAGAUCCCCGUGGCUCAGGUGCUGAUAAUGCUGGCGAUGAUCUGCGGCCUGGUAGGGAACAUCAGUGCUGCGGUGAGCAUGAGGAUGGCCUACUUCUCUGUGGAGGAUCGUAGGAACCUACGGCCAAUCUUUGUGGUGGCAGGGACUCUUUACAUGAUGGCUGGGACGUUCUGCUUGGUGCCGGUGGUGUUGAACAUGAACUCUGUGCUGAACAACAACACCAUCAACUUUCCUCCUGAGUUCCACCUCCCUGAAGCUCCUGUAAGGCAGCAACUUGGAUCAGCCAUCGCAGUGGGCAUGGUCGCCUCCAUACUGAUGCUCAUAAGCGGACUGCUUUUCCUCUGCUACCGCCACGUCUGGCAGACCCUGAGCUCAGAGGCCCCCAAAGACACCAGAGACCCGCUGCAUGGUCCCUGGACUGAAACAACUCUGGGACAGACGUCUGACCAUGGCAGGGAUAAUCCUGCAUUCCACAGUGAAGAAGUUGCCUCUUGAUGGCAAAACAAAUUACUAAUUUACGAUCAUGGAUUUUCAUCUGCUUCAUCCGAGUGACUUGGACAAAGCUAGAAAAGAAGAACUUAGAACAUACAGUAUCAAUUUAACAAAAACACUGAACUACUCACUAGUCCAGGAUGAUACACCAAUAAACAGCAUGAUCUGAAGAUUAAAAACUGAUUUAACUACAACUACUAACACAUGUGUUCUCAUUUAGAGAAGCACGGACAAUGUGACAUUCAAACGUCGACUUAUAAAAGAACAUUUCGGAUUCACUGGCACGCACAACCAUGUAGCCGGGUUUUUAAAAAAUGCUUCACUUUAGCUCUGUAGGUAACCACUUUGUAUGUUCAUGUGGCAAACAGCUGCUCAUUAACACCUCCAGGAGAUAUAAAGCAACAUCAGCAUUUAUUUGGAGUCGUGUUUCUGUCUCCAUGAUCAAAGUUUUAGCUCUAUUUUUUGGUCUCCACCAACUCCUGAGGGAAGUUAGCUCACGUUAGCUCUCUAGCUGCUUGUGAGCAACGAGCUUGUUGCUAACAUACAGUGUCGGUUUCCACAUUUAGCAUUUAUUUUGAGUACGUGUCCACCUGAUGAAU